Molecule: messenger RNA, 224 nt
Organism: Cylicocyclus nassatus
Lineage: Eukaryota; Metazoa; Nematoda; Chromadorea; Rhabditida; Strongylidae
Source: the annotation of a GenBank genome assembly
GAGGCUUCAUUGAAGGAUCAUGGCGUCCUUCAAGUUUCUUCUGAUAACUCUUCUUGCUUUGAUGUUCAUCUGCAGCACUUCUGUGGAAGCAAGGAUCAAACACCAUCAUCCUAAACCAAGGCCGCCCCACCAUAAGCCGUUCCAUCAUCGUCCUCCUAAGCCAAUCCAUCGUCCGAAGCCUCACCACGGGCGCCAUCGCUGGUAGCUCAAGCAUCCUCCUAUGA